AUGCAAACCUAUUCAAAUUUCACAUUUGCCUACUUUGGAGGUAGUUCAGAGGGUGCACCUGAUGUCAAGAUUUGGUUACAGAGAUACAAGGAUGGUUGUUGGCAUGACCCUGAGGCAGUUGAUGAAGAACCUGGUGUUCCAAUGUGGAAUCCAGUUUUAUUUAAGCUUCCUUCCAAUGAGUUGCUCCUUUUCUACAAAAUUGGCCAAGAGGUCCAAAAGUGGAGUGGAUGUAUGAAACGGUCAUUUGAUGGUGGUUUAACUUGGUCAGAUAGAGAACAACUUCCGCCUGGUAUAUUAGGACCAAUAAAGAAUAAGCCUAUCUUGCUGAAUAAUGGCCACCUGCUUUGCGGGUCAUCUGUAGAAAGCUGGAAUUCUUGGGGUGCAUGGAUGGAGGUUACAACAGAUUCUGGACAUUCAUGGAAGAAGUAUGGGCCGUUAUACGUCCAAGAUGAACCUUUGAGCGUGAUUCAACCUGUUCCUUACCAGACUGCGAACGGGACACUUCGCAUUCUAUUGCGAUCAGUUGAAGCUAUAGGCAGAAUUUGUAUGUCAGAAUCCCUCGAUGGGGGGUUGAGCUGGAGUCAUGCAGAGCCUACAGAGCUUCCUAACCCAAAUUCAGGCAUCGAUGGAGUUAAGCUCAAUGAUGGCCAUCUCCUACUUGCGUACAACACAAUUUCAAGAGGAGUGCUCAAAGUGGCUCAUUCAGCAGAUGAUGGUGAUACUUGGCGCAACGUAAUGACACUGGAGAAUAAUUUGGACAUGGAAUUUUCAUAUCCUGCUGUGAUCCAGAGCAGUGAUGGAUUUGUCCACAUCACAUACACCUAUAACAGGACCCAGAUAAAGCAUGCUGUACUCCAACCCAAAGAAAUGUUGUGAGUGCCCUAGCUGCUGAAACUGUAUGUGGUAAAGAAGCCAAAUUUCCAACUGGACCGUGUCAGAGAGCAAAAAUUUACAGGUUGAAAUGACAUCCUUCCAGCAGGACUCACUGAAAUGAAGCAGAUUCCAACCUUUGAGAAAUAAAUGGAUAUCAUUUCCAGUGACUUUAUCAAUCCAGGGAUUGAUUGGAUUUAGCAAAUGGCUUUUCAAUCAAUAGAAAUCUUCAUGUACAUACAGACUUAUCACAUGUUAAAGACUCUUGACUUGGACCUAGUUCUGCUCAUUGGUAGGACAUUAAAGAUCUCUCUCUCUCUCUC
Messenger RNA from Magnolia sinica, 1193 nucleotides. RefSeq lists its product as uncharacterized. The record is from RefSeq and is a predicted model, not a curated record. Bases 1 to 876 code for a protein of 291 amino acids. The transcript has 8 exons. Lineage: Eukaryota; Viridiplantae; Streptophyta; Magnoliopsida; Magnoliales; Magnoliaceae.